Pseudovirgaria hyperparasitica is the source of this 2109-nucleotide messenger RNA. RefSeq lists its product as uncharacterized. Gene Ontology annotation, cellular component: Golgi membrane. Lineage: Eukaryota; Fungi; Ascomycota; Dothideomycetes; Acrospermales; Acrospermaceae. Gene Ontology annotation, biological process: chondroitin sulfate proteoglycan biosynthetic process; carbohydrate metabolic process. The record is from RefSeq and is a predicted model, not a curated record. The transcript has a single exon. The coding region runs from base 415 to 1908 and encodes 497 amino acids. Gene Ontology annotation, molecular function: galactosylgalactosylxylosylprotein 3-beta-glucuronosyltransferase activity.
CUUUCUGAAUGUGGACCUAGUGUCUGUCAUUUUAUGUGAUGCUUCACCCUUCACCCUUGCUGUGGGGGCAUCAGCAGCCUUCGUACCUUUCUUACUACGCAUUCAUCAGCUCGACUGAUAAGCCUGACUGCCUUACCACACUCCCCUCCAACUUGGACUUCUUUCACUCCUGCCACUUUUCAUCAUUCCAAUCUCUCAAUCUCCCCAACUUUUGCAUGCGCUGUCGUCUUACCCCCACAAUCCCGUCCUGAGAUGCCUUACCGCGCGCCAGAGUACAGGUGCCGCUAACUUUGUUGAAUCGGCCGCAGAAAGAGACGACGAGUGCAGAAAGCGAAAUUUAAGAGUACUGGACUGCCCUUUCCUCAACCAUCUUUCCUUCACCAUCCGACAGCUUUCGACAGCGCACGGCUCGAUAUGGAACGAGAGCCAGUCAUGAAGGCGGAAGUCAGCACCUUCGACGAUGGGGACCAACAACACGAUGACGUCCACGGCGAUGUGGUCAAGCCUCCUCGCGCCUCGCUGGAGAUGGAACAAUCACAUCAUACUGCAUAUUCACAAUUACAUGAAUGGGCAGGGCAAUCGUCACAUUGGUAUAGGUCACAGAGUAUGCGGUCGCGCUCAUCCACCAUCAUUAUUGCGGUUGCGGCCCUCUUCCUCGUUGUAUACGGGACCUUCCACGCCGCCUCCAGUCCUUUACCUUACACAACCUCAUACGACGGGGCAUUCGCUCCCAUGUACGAUGCACUGAUAGCAGAGCCUGGCAUGUUCCCAUUGGACCUCCAAGCCGCCGUGCCGGCCGACAUAUGCGUAAUCUGCAAUUGCACCAUGGCUCCCAAGCUCUACGAGCCUUCAGCCGCCUACUCGUUCAUACCAGCAAGACCGCUUCAAAAGCACAUAUGGCCAGGAAAAAAUCAGGCGGACGUGAAUGAAUUUAUGCGUCAGACAAUUCUGGACAUGUACUGUGCGCAGCAGCACUUGGACAAAGCACAGGCGUUAAAGCUAUUACGCCGGUCGCUCCACAACCUUCCCGAUAUGAUGACCUGGUCACUCGGAUCGCUGGAAUUGAGAAAGCCCACCAUUUACAUGACGACGGCAACUUCGCCAAAUGGAAAGUCAGGGCCGCAGAGACAACAGUACUUUCGGCGGCACGGACGUGCGCUCCGUGCGUGGAUGGAUAAAGAAGCCAAGGCAGCGCAAAAGACAGGGUUCCAAGUUAUCUGGAUCGUGGCCGAGGAUGACACAGACAUCGAUCCCAUCGUCUCGCAGACGCUGCGUCGCGCUGGCGUGCCAUACGUAUACUUUGCGUACGGUCUGACCAAAGCGUAUGGGAAUGCGCAGAAGAACGCCGUCCUCCAGGUUGCAUAUUCUCUUAGCCGUCCGCAGCCACGCGGUCUGCUUGGGCACGGUCCCGUCUACGGCCUCGACGACGACAACAAGAUCCUCCCGGAACUCCUGACGCUCAUGACUAAGCUCGUUCGCGUUGGGGUGUUUCCGGUCGGCAACCUGCGCGCAGGGGACUGGGAAAAACCGACCAUCGACGACGGCGUCGUCACCGGCACCGACUCGCCGUGGCAGCGCAAGUUUUCGCUUGACUAUGGGGCCUUUGCGUUCAACAGCACGAUGCUUGGGACGAUGAUUUCAGGCCCCUCGUUCUGGAAGCACACUGGGUAUGGCGGCGAGGACCAGUUUGUGGCGCAGAUGGCGGGUAGCAUGCGCGACAUGGAGCCGUUGUGUGGGCAGAACAAGGAGCAGGACUGCCAUUUCGUCUGGCACAAUCAGGAACUAACAGAGCUGGAGCGGAUGACGGACGACGAGGAGGUUGCGUACGUAGAGGCGUUUGGCGCAGAGAAGCUGUUCCGGGAGCUGGGCUAUGUGGAGGAGAGUGAAGAGCCUCCGCCAGCGCGUUGAGCUUGCUCUUGUUGGUCAGUAGUAAUGUAUGAGACGCGGGAAAAACAAUUGUACAGCAUGGGCCACGGCGUUUUACUUCUUUGAACUCUCGUUGCAGCAAGGCGGGCGCUGUCAUGUUUGAGUAAAUUCUUUGGAUGGGGAUAUUAGAUACUCUUCGCGUUUAUGAUCGUCAACCUGCUUCCAGGUUGGCUUCACAUGGAG